Messenger RNA from Vicia villosa (hairy vetch), 1350 nucleotides. RefSeq lists its product as uncharacterized. Lineage: Eukaryota; Viridiplantae; Streptophyta; Magnoliopsida; Fabales; Fabaceae. The coding region runs from base 1 to 1350 and encodes 449 amino acids. The transcript has 12 exons. The record is from RefSeq and is a predicted model, not a curated record.
AUGGCGAGACCAUUGGCGAAAAUCUGUGACAUCAACGAUAGCAAAGAGCUUUGGAAAGUUUCUGUUCGAGUUCACCACAAAUGGAAGGUUAUUUUGAACAAGAGGGAGCAUUUUGAGAUGAUUUUUGUUGACGUAUCGGGUGGUGACAUACAUGUUGUUGUUCCUUCACCACAUGUAUCUCUAUUUUAUGAAAAAAUGGCAUUGGAUCAUAGUUACACUGUUUCCAAUUUUAAGGUUGCUACAGCAGGCACAACAGUUACGAAUGAUAACAAGAAUGAAAUACCGCCAAAACCGCUGGUGUUUACUAAAUUUACUGAUAUAAUAACCGGUAACUUUAACAAGGAUGUGCUAAUAGACGUCAUUGGUAUGGUGGAAAGUAUUGUGUAUUCUCAUACCACAUCAGGUGCUUGGAAGCAGCUAAUUAACAUGAUGUUGCAGGACGGCGGUGGCAAUACUAUCAAUUGCACUCUUUGGGAAUCCUAUGCUGAACAAUUCCUCAAGUUCAAACAGGAGCGUGGAGAUGAUUCUGGUCCUAUGUUUAUCAUGCUCCAAUAUGCCAAAGUCAAGGAACAAGGAAAGUUUCCACUAUCCGUGUCAAACACGUUUAAUGUCACUCUGCUUGGUCUGAAUACUAAUUUGCUGCCGAUGAAAGAAUUUAUGGAAAAAUUACAUUUUGUGCGACUGUUGGAGAAACUAAAAUGCUGGUGGCCUCUCCCUAUGGCUGGUAUUAUCGUGGUUUCCAUGCUUGCUCCUGUAUUGCGCGUGGUGACAGACCUCCGUUUGAGUGUGAGGUAUAAGAUUGAGAUUGAAGUUACUCAUGCAGGGAAUAGCUGUAACUUUCUAUUUUGGGACAGAGAGUGUGAGCUUCUUUUGGGAUUGUCUGCUUCUCAGCUGCGUCAUACAAUGAUUAAGGCUGGCAUUCAUGAUCCAUUGGAAUUCCCACUGGCAUUGGAUCAGAUGUUGGAUCGCAAGAUGGCUUUUAAAAUCAAGUGGCAACCACUGUGGAAGAAUGCCUCGGUAGUUAUGCUAUUGAAGAAUGACUCUUUUGUGAAAGAGCUUGCUGAUCAGCUUGACACAGAUGAAGAGGUUGUACCUAUAAACUCCAUACCGGCUGACCAGCUUGAGAUCAAACAAGCCGGUGUUGAAGCAACAUGCACUGUUCUUUCAGAACCUGAUUUUGUUAUCGAUCUUGAUGUCACUUCGACGCAUAACACAUAUCCAAUUACUCCUACUGGCAAAAGACAGUUUCCAGGCGCAUCAAGUGAGUCGACAACCUCGGAUGGCACUUGUGAUGGAGAACUUUCAUCAAACAAGCUCAAGAAAAUUAUAAAACUAGAGAAGAUAGAUUAG